Strongylus vulgaris is the source of this 596-nucleotide messenger RNA. NCBI's taxonomy places the organism in Eukaryota, Metazoa, Nematoda, Chromadorea, Rhabditida, Strongylidae. The record is from the annotation of a GenBank genome assembly.
AUGCGCUUGGGUUUAUGCCUGGCCUUGGUGGCCGCUUGCUUCGCGCUUGAUCGGGAUGUCGGCUACCUUAUGUCCAGGGAAUCAAACGACGCCGCACAGUUGAGGUGUUAUGUGGGUAUCGUCGCUUCUUUAAACAACACAUCUAUUGGAACGGAAGUUUUCUGCGACGGUCUCUGCGGUUCAAUUUCAACAACAAGCGGAGAAUACGACUUCACCACCUACAACUGUUUCCCACAAAGUUUCUGCGCUGCGGCAAAUCUAACUAGCGCCUGUACCACGAUUUACGCAGACCGCAAUCUGACAGGAUGUUGUUGUAAUACUGAUAAUUGUAACGUGCAAGGAACUAACAUUAACACAACUAUCCCUAUUUCUCCUCCAGAAGAGCCUAUCGUCUGCUAUUCGGGUCUCAUUGUCAAUGGUAACCCCACGGCUGGAUCAGGCUGGAUUGCCUGCCAAGGCGAUUGUGUGUCAAUCACUAUCAACAGCACAGUGGCUGGUUCUCCGAUGCUUGGCUCAAUAUAUACUUGCGAUCCCACCUCCGUCUGCACUUCUCUAGGUGAGAAUUAUCGGCUCUCAUCUAAAGAGAACCGUUGAAU